Molecule: messenger RNA, 5022 nt
Organism: Labrus mixtus (cuckoo wrasse)
Lineage: Eukaryota; Metazoa; Chordata; Actinopteri; Labriformes; Labridae
Gene: usp42
Product: ubiquitin specific peptidase 42
Exons: 18
Coding region: 113-3775 (1220 amino acids)
Biological process (GO): protein deubiquitination; regulation of apoptotic process
Cellular component (GO): cytosol; nucleus
Molecular function (GO): cysteine-type endopeptidase activity; cysteine-type deubiquitinase activity
Source: RefSeq, a predicted model, not a curated record
UACCCGUGGAGCAAUUAGCUACGUCAUUGUUCACCGCCGGACACCCGCUGGAAAUAAGGAAUGGAUUUACAACUGCUAUUAACGUAUUCAUAAUAGAUUUCAGCAAUGAACAAUGACCAUAGUUGACAGAUCAUCAGAGAAGUCUGACCACGAGUCAGUCGGGUGUAAGCGAUCUCCCUUCACCAGUGGAGACGUGGGGAUGGACGGCAGCUGUUCCAGCAGCUGGGCAGUGGGUCCCACCAUGCCCAGUGACUCUCCGAGGCUAAAGGCUUCAGGAGGCUGCCUGGGCCCGAUGCCUGGAGCUGCUGUUUACAACAGCACGCAAUCCUCUGUGGAAAGAUCUAAAGAGCAAGUGAUAAGCUGUGAUGACGGCAUCGACUUGCCCCAGAAGGUCCUCUUCCCUGCAGAGCGGCUCCACCUAAAGUGGACCCAGGUUCACCGCAUUGGUGCAGGACUGCAGAACAUGGGGAACACCUGCUUCCUCAACUCAGCCCUACAAUGUCUAACCUACACGGCUCCAUUUGCAAACUACAUGCUGACUCGAGAGCACUCCAAAACAUGUCACGAGCCGGGGUUCUGUAUGAUGUGCACCAUGCAAAACCACAUCAUUCAAGUUUUUGCAAACUCUGGGAAUGUCAUUAAGCCCAUUGGUGUGCUCAAUGAGCUCAAAAGGAUUGCAAAGCACUUCCGCUAUGGAAGCCAGGAGGAUGCCCAUGAGUUCCUGCGGUACACAGUGGAUGCUAUGCAAAAGUCCUGCUUACCUGGAACCAAAUUGGACAGGCAAACGCAGGCAACCACUUUCAUCCAUCAAGUAUUUGGAGGGCACCUAAGAUCCAGAGUUAAAUGUUUAAACUGCAAAGCAGUCUCCGACACAUUUGAUCCUUUUCUGGAUAUUACUCUGGAAAUAAAGACAGCUCCCAGUGUCUCCAAGGCUCUGGAGCAGUUUGUCAAACCAGAACAGCUGGAUGGCGAAAACGCCUACAAAUGCACCAAGUGCAAAAAGAUGGUCACAGCCUCGAAGAGAUUCACCAUCCACCGCAGCUCAAAUGUUCUUACACUCUCUCUCAAACGCUUUGCAAACUUCAGUGGAGGCAAAAUAACAAAGGAUGUGAAAUAUCCAGAGUACCUGGACCUGCGGCCCUUCAUGUCUCAGUCUCAAGGGGAGCCCCUGGUCUACGGGCUGUAUGCUGUGCUGGUCCACUCUGGAUUCAGCUGUCAUGCUGGUCACUACUUCUGCUAUAUUAAGGCCAGCAAUGGGCAGUGGUAUCAGAUGAAUGACUCGUCCGUGUCUGUCAGUGACAUCAGGUCUGUUCUCAAUCAGCAGGCCUAUGUCCUUUUCUACAUCAAAUCCAGCGAUGUGAAGAAAACUGGGGACUAUGGUCACAUGGGCCAUAACCCAAGCAUUCCUGGUCAGUCAUCUCCCCGGCCGGUGGUGAUACCACGCAUCAACACCACGGCCCACCACAAUAACAUUGGCUUCAUAGGUCCUCAGCUUCCACCACAAAUGACAAAGAACUCCCUUCACGUUAAUGGGAAUGGAUCUCUGCGGGAUUAUCCCACCAACUCAAAACCCAGCACCAGCAGCAGUGUUGUGGGAAAACCUAACCACGGGCUAGGCUCUUCCACUUCAUCCAUCUCCCACUCAAUCAGCCGGCCCACGAUGAUCCCUGAUCAUGACAAACGCCAGAAGCUUUCAUUCUUCAUUGGACAAGGAAAGCAGAAGCGCCCGUCCUCCUCCUCCUCCUCCUCGUCCUCUUACAGCCAGCCGUCCUCUGCCAGCAGCAGCAGCAGCUCCUGUUCCUCAUCCAGCUCUUUAUCCUCCUCACAGUCUACCUCAGAAGUCCACUCAGACAUUCGCUUUGUUCCACGUCAGCUAAACCGUGUUAAUGGCACGUCUUGCAGUAACGGGGAGCACCACGCUGGAGGGAAUGGAGCACCAUUCUUGGUGCCGUACAGCCAAGAGUCUUCAGAGGAAUCAGACCAGGAGAUCUGUGGUACCCUGGGAAAUGGCUGUUUAGGAAAGUCUCACCUUAACGGAAACAAAAGAUCAGGAGAAGUCUUCAAUAAUUCUCCUAGGGGCACAAACGGAGACUCAGGCGUGCACCAUAAUGGUAACGGAUUAAAUGGAUCGGCCAAUGGCAUCUCCAAACCCAGUCAAAAUGGGCACCAUUAUGGACACCACAAAGUGAACGGACACAACAACCCUGAUAAAGACUCUGGCAGUAAUUAUUGCAGUUCACUCCAUGUGGCUACCGCUGCUGCAAAUGGACUGGACAGUGAGCACAGUCAUACAAGCAAAGAGGAACAUCAUUCUGCCUCUCAGGCUAGUUCUUCUCAGAGCGUACACACUGCUGCCAGUGAAAGCCAGCACAUCUCCGAUCCCGACACAAGGGCUAAAACUGUGUCUGAGACUCCUCCUCAGUUUCCACCAUCGUCCACUGCUAGCUCUCCAUCUUCAGCUACGGCCACAAACACUAGUACUGUGACAUCUACAGAAUCUGCAUCCUUUCCUGACCAUAAUGGCAACUUCAAUGCGGCCUUAUCCACCCUGUCAGACUGCUCCCAAAGCACCAAUGGGCCCGCUGCGUCUCAGCUAAAGACUAGCAGAGGUGACGACGAAGCAGUGAACAGACCACAGACAAAAUGUCCGUCAGCAGGGACUGAAGGACGUACAGAUGGUAAAGAGCAGCACCAGUACAAACUAAGUGUAAAAGGCAAUGAACGACAUUCUUCUAGAGACAGGGAGAGAGACAGAUCGUACUCUGACUGGAGCAGAGACAGGGAGAGACACUACAGAGACAGAAGUACGGAGCGAGAAAGCGAUGCGGAUCGUCACCGUUACAGGCGGGACUACAGAGAUCACCAUCACCGCUCGUACAGAGAUCGUUUGCCUACUCAUGAUCGUUACCAUAGGGACGGGGAGUCUGAGCGUCGAUGGGAGCGACAUCCCCACCACCCCAGAGAGCGCGAUCGUGACAGGUGCUCUAAUCAUUACCACCGCUACCGGUCCAGAGAGGACUGGGAGCGUGGGCGGAGGGGACACGGUUAUCCAUACCGCGAUGAGUCAAAUGGUCACAGAAGGUGGCAGGAGAGUAGAGAAUCCCGAUUGAUGAAGGACAAAAGCAAUGGCGAGGAGAGAGACUGUUACCUGCCUAAAGAAAGAGAGACUUCUUCAUUUGCCACAGUGACAGAAACCUCCUCAAAGUCCAACAGCUCUCCCCCUAAAGCUCCCGUCUCCUCAUUCAAAUCUGCUCCGGACAGGAUGGAGGAUCAAAAUCAUAAGACGAGUCGGAGCAAGGAUAGGGAGGGUAGCUGUGAGGCCCGUCACUCUAAAAAACACAAAAAGAGCAAGAAAAAGAAGAAGUCAAAGGAUAAAGACAGAUGCCGUGAGAGUGGAAGCUCCGACGUUGAUUCCGACAGAGCUGCCGAAACAAAAAAGAAGAAGAAGAAAAAGAAGCGACAGCGGGACAGCGAGGAGGAGCAGCAGCACAGCCCGGGAGCUACUCGCAGCCACAAGAACAGAAGCAGCGAGGAGAGGGGGAGCCGCAAGAGACAUUAUAAUGACAACAAGAACUCUAAACACGACAACGGUUUAUCACCGGAAAAGCGCCGGCGCACAGAUUAUACUGACGACAGCAGUGAUCCACAACUCCCCUCCCAUCACACCUCACCCACAAACGAUACAUGUCACCGCCGUCUCAAUGGGUUCACAGGAAAUGGUUUCAGCCACACCAAUGGCGACACCCAUGGCUUCUCCGGGGGCUUGAAGCACUGACUCGACCCAUCACCACUAUUUUAAGAACAGCAGAGGAAUGACGUCAACAACCUUUUUGAAGUGGUGCUUCGUAAAUGGGGAUUUUUAUCGCAACUGAAGUGUUUUAAAUGUUCAAAAAACAUUUUUAAGGGCAUUGUUUUGUUUUCAGUGAUUCUUCUAAAAAUGGUUAAAAAAAACUGCCACCUUGAACAUUUAUGAUGAAAAAUAUUAAUAUAUACUUGUAUGAACACAAGCAACGCCUGGAGCUUAAACAUCUCAGCUGCUGCUCAGUGGAACUCAGGACUUAAAAAAUGAACAUCCAUUACCGAUAUCUACCCGCUUCAAAUCCCAACGAAUCAAAAGGGAAAUGUGUUGCCUAAGAAAAAAAAAAGAAUGGCUUCAAGUUUAAGAUAUCCCCAAAUCCACGGAGUUGCUACGUUUGAGUUUUUCAUUGUUCCCAGUGGGAGUGGACUAACUAACAGGCGAGAUUUUUUCUGAAUGAAACAGAAGAGAGCAGUGAUGGGAACAGGACUUCUCUGACUGAUACCUCCACGUUAAAGCCUGGACAGACUUGAGAACAUUUCCCACCUUAAAAACUUUUUUGUUUCCAUUCUUCUCAGAAGCCUAAGAUUCACACUGUAAUUUUAAAACUUUUUCACCUAUGUGGAGGUUUUUUCUCUAGAUCAUGCCUCUCUUUUCUGUCUCACAUUCUUUUCUUUUUAAACAUUAGAGAGAAAAAAAAAACAAUGCAUCUAAAAUGUGUUAUCAUGGCUGUGGACCAGUUUGUGUUUGCUUUUAAAUGAAAACUACAGUUUGUGUCUUCUAGCGUCAUAAAAAUACUGUGAAUUUAAUUUUCAACUGUACUAUCAGUUACUUUUAUAUGUAAAAAUCCUGUAUCAGGGUGCUUGGUCGGUUUUUUUUUCGGCUUUGUUUUUAGAAAAUCUCAUGUUUUGACCAUUUUCCGGGCGAAUGUCUGUACUGAGUCUGGUUUGAUUUAGUUGUUUUUGAUUGUUUUAUUUUCAACCUUACACAGAAGUUGAAAACAGCUGUUCUAUCUUUAGUUUAGCAUGUCAGAAUUUAUACAUUGUAUAAGGUAAAAGCCUUAAAUACAUUUGUUAUGUCAGAAAUUGUAACUUGUGGGUCUUGGUCUUUGACUUUGUUUACAAGCGACGUAAUGAAAAGUGCUGAUUGAGACAACUGAAGAGGUGCCAGGAAACUUUAAAAAAGCUCCUGUCUGUAUUUGUAUUAUAAACUAUUGAUAGACUGAU